AGCACCAGCAGAGACCUAGGGGUUGGGUCUGGGGUGCAGAGCUGCGCCUGGGGAGCUGCCAGUGACCCCUCCCCCACACCAGGAGCUGGACCCCACUCUUCCGGUCCCUUCCCUGCUGGGGACAGUCUCAGCAAGGGCCCUGGGCUCUGGAGGCCUUUAGGGCAGGGAGUGGGGCAAUGAGAGUGUCCCCUGCACUGUGCCCACAGACUCAGCUGUGCCAUGGCAAGCCCCCUGGAGAAGGCGCUGGACACGAUGGUGUCCACCUUCCACAAGUACUCGGGCAAGGAAGGCGACAAGUUCAAGCUCAACAAGUCGGAGCUGAAGGAGCUGCUGAGCCGGGAGCUGCCCAGCUUCGUGGGGAAACGGACAGAUGAGGCGGCCUUCCAGAAGCUGAUGAGCAACCUGGACAGCAACAGGGACAGCCAAGUGGACUUCCAGGAGUACUGCGUCUUCCUGUCCUGCAUCGCCAUGAUGUGCAACGAGUUCUUCGAGGGCUGCCCGGACAAGGAGCCCCGGAAGAAGUGAA
Molecule: messenger RNA, 526 nt
Organism: Sorex araneus (European shrew)
Lineage: Eukaryota; Metazoa; Chordata; Mammalia; Eulipotyphla; Soricidae
Product: protein S100-A4
Exons: 2
Coding region: 220-525 (101 amino acids)
Biological process (GO): positive regulation of canonical NF-kappaB signal transduction
Cellular component (GO): cytoplasm; nucleus; perinuclear region of cytoplasm
Molecular function (GO): transition metal ion binding; RAGE receptor binding; calcium ion binding
Source: RefSeq, a predicted model, not a curated record